AUGGCCUUCGAUAGCUUCCGCCGCUACGACCCCGAACGCCCGUCGUACCGGUACUUUCCGAACCGCACGCGGACGCAGACGAUCUGGCUCUCCUGGGGCGUGCUCUUGGUGGGGGGACUCGUCGGCCUGGUCUUUCUUAAGUUCUCUGAAAAGCGCCAAGAAGACCUCGCCAAACACUACUCCGAGCUCGCACAGCAGGGCGGCGUCACACGCACGUGCAGCAGUCAGGUCUGGAACCAAAACAACUAUUUUCACAGCGUGCUGCAGAACGCUCGUCGCCGCGACCUGGGGCUCCCGACCCCGAGGCCGGUCCUUCAAAUUGAAGAAGAAGAAAAAUAA
This is a messenger RNA of Besnoitia besnoiti, 339 nucleotides long. RefSeq lists its product as uncharacterized. The record is from RefSeq and is a predicted model, not a curated record. The coding region runs from base 1 to 339 and encodes 112 amino acids. The transcript is spliced from 2 exons. NCBI's taxonomy places the organism in Eukaryota, Apicomplexa, Conoidasida, Eucoccidiorida, Sarcocystidae.